AUGCCUACCAAGCGGUUCUUGGGCCUCAAUGGCACCAAGCUCCAGGUUGCUAUCGGUGUUCUGGCCGGUAUGGAUUUCCUGCUUUUCGGUUACGAUCAGGGUGUCACAGGUGGUCUGCUCACCCUCAAAUCCUUCGUGAAAUAUUUCCCGAGCAUUGAUACCACCACCGAUGACUCGAGUGCGCAAUCUACUCGUCAGGGUAUCACCGUCGCCGCGUACAACUUGGGAUGUUUCGCUGGUUCUAUUCCCACGAUCUGGGUCGGUAACAUGCUCGGUCGCCGCAAGGCUAUUUUCCUCGGUUCUUUCAUCAUGGUCAUCGGGGCUAUCCUGCAGUGUACCUCGUACGAGCUCGCCCAGCUGGUCGUCGGCCGUUUGGUUACUGGCUUCGGAAACGGUAUCAACACUUCUACUGUUCCCACAUGGCAAUCUGAGUGCUGCAAGUCUCACCGUCGUGGCCAGCUGGUCAUGAUCGAGGGCGCCAUGAUUACCUGCGGUAUCACGAUCAGCUACUGGAUUGACUUCGGUCUGUUGUUUGCCGAUCCUAAUGAAGUUGCCUGGCGAUUCCCGCUUGCUUUCCAGAUCUUCUUCGCUGCUAUCAUCUUGGGCUUCGUUAUGUUCCUUCCCGAGUCACCCCGUUGGCUCAUUCUGAAGGGUCGCGAGGAGGAGGCUCGUGAAGUUUUGACCUGCCUGAUGGGUGACGAGACCGACGAGGUAUUCAUCGACACCGAAUUCACCGCUAUCAAGGCAACCGUUCUGGAGAUGUCUAAGGGUUCGUUCCGCGACAUGUUUACCAUGGGUGAGGACCGUCACUUCCACCGUGUUGUGCUGGCCUACGUCAACCAGAUGUUCCAGCAGAUCUCUGGUAUCAAUCUGAUCACCUAUUAUAUCCCCACUCUGCUCGAGAACAAUAUCGGCAUGAGUCCCAUUAUGUCUCGUCUGAUUGCUGCUCUCAACGGUACCGAGUACUUUCUUGCGUCGUGGGUUGCCGUGUUCACAGUCGAGAAGUUUGGCCGUCGCUCCCUGAUGAUCUUUGGCGCCGUCGGCAUGUCACUUUCUAUGGUUAUCCUCGCCAUCACCGACAAUAUCUCUUCAAACCAUAAGCAUACCCCGAAGGGAACCAGUGCCGGUAUUGCCCAGACUGUAUUCCUCUUCGUCUUCAACACAUUCUUUGCCAUUGGCUGGCUUGGCAUGACAUGGCUGUACCCGGCCGAGAUCGUCCCUUUGAAGAUUCGUGCUCCGGCCAACGCCCUCUCCACGUCCGGCAACUGGAUCUGGAACUUCAUGGUCGUCAUGAUCACCCCCGUCGCUUUUGCCAACAUUGGGUAUCAGACUUAUGUCAUUUUCGCUGUCAUUAAUGCCGCUAUUGUCCCUGUCGUCUACUUCUUCUUCCCCGAGACCACCUGCCGCUCCCUGGAAGAAAUGGACCUUAUCUUCCACAAGACCACUAACGUCUUCAACGUCGUCAGUCUCGCUAAAAGUGAGCCCCACAUGUACGGUCCCAAUGGUGAGCUCCUCCGAACCCUCGAUGACAUCGAAGACGAGGCUGUUCGCCGCGCCAGUGUCCUUAGCAACCCUGCCAAGAUUGCCGAGCGCACUCACCGCGAGCACAUUGAGCACAAUGAGAAGGCUAGUGAUAGCAACUCUAGUGAGGAGAAAUAA
This is a messenger RNA of Penicillium atrosanguineum, 1659 nucleotides long. RefSeq names its product RelA/SpoT. The record is from RefSeq and is a predicted model, not a curated record. Gene Ontology annotation, molecular function: carbohydrate:proton symporter activity. Gene Ontology annotation, cellular component: membrane. Gene Ontology annotation, biological process: carbohydrate transport; transmembrane transport. The transcript is spliced from 2 exons. The coding region runs from base 1 to 1659 and encodes 552 amino acids. Lineage: Eukaryota; Fungi; Ascomycota; Eurotiomycetes; Eurotiales; Aspergillaceae.